Molecule: messenger RNA, 1594 nt
Organism: Pecten maximus
Lineage: Eukaryota; Metazoa; Mollusca; Bivalvia; Pectinida; Pectinidae
Product: RNA helicase Mov10l1-like
Exons: 8
Coding region: 16-1140 (374 amino acids)
Molecular function (GO): helicase activity
Source: RefSeq, a predicted model, not a curated record
GUCUAUUUUGGUAUUAUGUGUUCCUUUCAGACUGUUCCAGACUGUGUGAAGCCUUAUUGUUGCUAUGGUAAUGACCUUGACCUUGCCAGUCACUACCGUGUGGUGGUUUGUACAUGUGCCACUGCUGGUAUUCUCUACACACUUGGGAUCAAGGCCGGACACUUUUCACAUGUAUUUGUUGACGAGUCAGGCCAGGCAACAGAACCUGAGUGCAUGAUUCCCUGUGGGAUGGUGGCUGGAGCAGACGGUCAGAUUAUACUGGCAGGAGACCCAAUGCAGCUUGGACCUGUCCUACGGUCAAAACAUUCCCUGAAAUACGGUUUGGAACUCUCCUUUCUAGAGAGGCUGAUAAAUACACCACUGUAUCAAAGGAAUGAAAGCAUGUUUGCAGACCAUGGUUGCUAUGAUCCUCUCCUGGUGACAAAGUUAGUGGAUAAUUAUCGGUCCCAUUAUGCGAUUCUCUCGCUGUCAUCUCAGCUGUUCUACCAUGCAGAGCUACAGGAACAGGCAGACAGACAGGUCACACAUGCCUUAUGUGACUGGCAGAUGCUGACCACAAAAGGCUUUCCUGUCCUCUUCCACGGAAUCAGGGGUGAGGAUACUCGAGAAGGGGAUAGUCCGUCCUGGUUCAAUCCAGCAGAGACAGUCCAGGUGGUCAGGUAUUUGCAGGGACUGAUGCGGGACGAGAAACAUCAAGUGGCUGCAGAGGAUGUGGGAGUGAUUACUCCUUACAGAAAACAGGUAGAGAAGAUUCGGCUGCUGAUUGACAAACUUGGGAUGGACAUGGUAAAAGUUGGAUCAGUUGAGGAAUUUCAGGGUCAGGAGAGACGAAUCAUCAUUAUAUCAACGGUGAGGUCAAAUGAACGUCUGAUAGGAUUUGACAUGAAGCACACCCUGGGAUUCCUGAGCAACCCUAAAAGGUUCAAUGUAGCCAUCUCACGUGCCCAGUCUCUCCUGAUCAUUAUAGGAAAUCCAUUUGUUCUGUCACAGGAUAAGUACUGGCAGACAUUGAUACAUUACUGUAUAGAGAACAAGGCCUACACAGGGUGUGACCUUCCUGACCUUUCGGAGCUGGAGGAGUUCAAAGGUCAAGGACUUCCAAAAGAAGAUCGUUACACAUCUGAGAGAGAUGUAAGAUGAAGUUUUAUAAUCAUGAGUUAUGGACAGUUUCCCCUGUCAUCAUGGGACCAAAGUGUCAUUUCCUGGCAAUGCCCUGAAGAGGUGUUUGUACUGUAUGUUUACAGUAGAGACUAAAGCACAGUGAUAGCAGAUCAGUCUGAAGGUAGUAUCCAAUAGACACAUGUAAGAAACACGGCUUUAAAAUGUGCUACAGGACUAAUCAGAGAUUCUUUUAAUGUUUGUUCAUUUUAUCACUUUCAGGACUAUUUUAAAUCUCAAUAAGUUUUAUGUCAUAGUCAAGCCAUGAUCAAUCACAGGAAACAAUGAUCAAUUUGUUAUUACAUUCAAAUGAUACAGACAGGAGUUGUUACACUAUCAAAUGAUGUAAAAAUAAUUUAUUACAUUUUUACCAGUGAAAUAUCAAAAAUUAUUCAUUCUAUAAAAGUGAUAUUUUUCACUAGUGAAAAAUAUCACU